CUCUAGUGGUAAAGUUGUAGUUUAAGUCAAAGACAAGGGGCUUUUUCUUGUACAACUUUGCAUAUAAAGAGCCCUCUCGUCUUCGUUCUCCUUCACUCCACUAAACAUUCCUUCUCUCGCUCACUAUUCUCCAUUUUGUAUAAGUAUAUAACAUAAUAAUUGGAGUAGAAAAAGUGAAAAAAAAAAACAUGAAAAAGAUGGGAGUGAUAGUGUUUCUUCUGCUUCAUUCGAUCUUCUACACAGCCUUUUGCUUCAAAGAUGGGCUACUACCAAACGGUGACUUCGAACUAGGUCCACACCACACGGACAUGAAAGGGACACAAGUGAUGAACAAAACAGCAAUCCCAAGCUGGGAACUCUCAGGCUUCGUCGAGUACAUUCCCUCAGGACACAAACAAGGCGACAUGAUCCUUGUCGUGCCUAAAGGCGCUUUCGCAGUGCGUCUAGGCAACGAAGCUUCCAUCAAACAAAAGAUCAGCGUUAAGAAAGGGUCUUACUAUUCCAUCACGUUCAGUGCGGCUCGAACCUGCGCACAGGACGAGCGGUUAAACGUUUCCGUGGCUCCUCACCACGGAGUAAUGCCGAUUCAAACAGUUUAUAGUAGCUCAGGUUGGGAUUUGUAUUCGUGGGCGUUCAAGGCGCAGGGCGAUUAUGCAGAGGUUGUGAUACAUAAUCCAGGCGUUGAGGAAGAUCCUGCGUGUGGACCUCUCAUUGAUGGUGUUGCUAUGAGAGCUCUUUUUCCUCCUCGUCCCACCAACAAGAACAUUCUAAAGAACGGAGGAUUCGAAGAAGGCCCAUGGGUUUUACCCAACACGUCAUCAGGCGUUCUGAUCCCACCUAACGCCGUCGACGACCACUCUCCGUUACCAGGAUGGAUGGUCGAAUCUCUCAAAGCCGUUAAAUACAUCGACUCCGACCACUUCUCCGUCCCUCAAGGCCGCCGCGCCGUCGAACUCAUCGCCGGGAAAGAGAGCGCCGUCGCACAGGUCGUCCGCACGACGCCCGGGAAAAUUUACGUUCUCUCCUUCGCCGUCGGAGACGCGAGCAACGCCUGCGCGGGGUCUAUGAUCGUCGAGGCCUUCGCCGGAAAAGACACGCUCAAGGUGCCGUACGAGUCGAAAGGGAAAGGUGGAUUCAAGCGAGCGUCGCUGAAGUUCGUCGCCGUCUCGGACAGGACUAGGAUCAUGUUCUACAGCACGUUCUACGCGAUGAGGAACGACGAUUUCUCGAGCCUGUGUGGGCCGGUGAUCGACGACGUUAAACUUCUCAGUGCUCGGAGGAUGUGAGCUGGCGACGGCGAGGUAUUCACGCGAGAAAUGACGUCACAAUGGGCUUUCUCGCGGAUCGUGAGAAAUUGGGCUUUACCGGCCUUUUACUGUUCUUAUUUAUUUUAAUGUUAAACAGAAUAUGUCGGAAGUCGGAACCCUCUAGUUGAGAGGAGGUUCGGCGGAGCAGUGGCUUUCGUAUGUUGUUGUUUGGUCGGAAUAUAUAAUAUUUACAGACUGGUUAUCUUCUA
Brassica napus (rape) is the source of this 1516-nucleotide messenger RNA. RefSeq lists its product as uncharacterized. Gene Ontology annotation, cellular component: plant-type cell wall. Bases 189 to 1286 code for a protein of 365 amino acids. The transcript has 3 exons. NCBI's taxonomy places the organism in Eukaryota, Viridiplantae, Streptophyta, Magnoliopsida, Brassicales, Brassicaceae. The record is from RefSeq and is a predicted model, not a curated record.